AUGACCUACGCAAUUGCCGGUUCUGGAAUCGUGGGCCUGUACACUGCACUAAAUCUUCUCGAGGCUGGUGUCAAGGGUUCGGAGAUCGUCGUUGUGGCUAAGCAUCUUCCUGGAGACCAGUCCAUUGAGUACACUUCUCCAUGGGCAGGAGGUAACUUUAGCUGCAUUUCUCCGGACGACGCUGAGACGCUGCAUUUCGACAAGACCACUUAUACUCAUUUGGCGGCUAUUAGAAGCUUAUUGGGCCCUGGCUGUGGUCUUGACAAACGUCCAAGUACAGAAUAUUGGGAGUACCAGCCGGACUCUCGCAAGAUCGACUCGUUAAAAACGUAUCUUGAAGAUUUCCGUGUUGUUCCGCAGACAGAUCUGCCUGAAGGAGUAGUCUUUGGUAUCAAAUACACAAGUUGGAACUUUAAUUGUCCGUUUUUCCUCGAGAACCUGAAAAACUACCUGGAAGCUACCGGAGUGGUUUUCAUUCGGCAAACCAUCAAACAGAUCGACGAUCUGUUCCAAUUGGCGUCGAUAGUGUUCAAUUGCACGGGGAUCGGCGCUAAGACGCUCGGCGGGGCCCAGGACGACAACGUCUACCCUGCCCGGGGUCAGGUGGUGGUGAUCAGAGCACCUCAUAUUAACGAGAACAGGAUGCGAUGGGGGCAUAAAAACGUGACAUAUAUUAUUCCGCGGCCAGACUCUGGUUCCCAGGUCGUUCUGGGAGGCUAUUUGCAGAAGCACAACUGGUGUGCAGACACCUGGAAGUCUGAAACCGACGAUAUACUAAAAAGAACAGGGGAUUUGUUCCCCGAGACCGCAGAGGACCGGGAAAUUGUGCGCGUGGCGUGCGGGCUGAGACCGAGCCGGGAGGGCGGCGUGCGUGUGGAGAAAGAGACGCGUGGGGCCGGCACGCUGGUGCAUGUCUCGGGGCUGUCUGGUUACGGCUACCAGGCCGGAUACGGCGCGGCUCGUCGCGGAGUUGGCCUUGUGCAACCACACAAGCUAUGA
Molecule: messenger RNA, 999 nt
Organism: Ogataea philodendri
Lineage: Eukaryota; Fungi; Ascomycota; Pichiomycetes; Pichiales; Pichiaceae
Exons: 1
Coding region: 1-999 (332 amino acids)
Molecular function (GO): D-amino-acid oxidase activity; FAD binding
Source: RefSeq, a predicted model, not a curated record